Molecule: messenger RNA, 2122 nt
Organism: Darwinula stevensoni
Lineage: Eukaryota; Metazoa; Arthropoda; Ostracoda; Podocopida; Darwinulidae
Source: the annotation of a GenBank genome assembly
AUGGAUAGGAAAACCCCGACGGCCCUCCUCGCCAAGCGACUGCAUUCCAUCCACUCUCCCUUUCCAGCGGAGCAUCCUUCCAUCCCCAUCCACUCUCCCUUUCCGAGGAGCAUCCAUCCAUCCUCAUCCAGUUCCCUUUCCGAGGAGCAUCCAUCCAUCCCCAUCCACUCUCCCUUUCCAAGGAGCAUCCAUCCAUCCUCAUUCAGUUCCCUUCCGAGCCGGCGGAUCCUGGCUCAGCCGCUGCCUGCCGUUCGCGUGCGACCUCCAUUGUGUUCUGGUGUGCCUGUUUUGAAUGGGAUCGCUUGUCCGGGUGAAUUGUUGGCUAUCAUGGGAGCGAGUGGUGCCGGGAAAACGACAUUGCUGAACGUGAUGACGUCCAGGAACUUGGGGAAGCUGAACGUCUCGGGAAAACUCAUGGUGAAUGGGAAGACCAUCAAGAGGAGCGCGCUGGCGGGCAUGUCCGCCUACGUCCAACAGGAAGAUCUCUUCAUCGGCACCCUCACAGCCCUGCUGAGAAUGGACAAAGAAAUCACCCUUCAGCAGCGAAUUGAUCGCGUGGAAGAAGUCAUCUUGGAUUUGGGAUUGAGUAAAUGUUCGGACACGAUCAUCGGCGUUCCCGGUCGGAUUCGAGGUAUCUCAGGUGGAGAGAGGAAACGUCUCUCCAUCGCCUCUGAGGUACUGACGGACCCACCGUUGCUCUUCUGCGACGAGCCGACCUCAGGCCUGGACUCAUUCAUGGCCCAGCAAGUUGUGGCCUUGAUGAAAUCCCUAGCCGUUAAGGGGAAGACCGUCAUCUCGACCAUCCAUCAGCCCUCAUCCGAAGUCUAUAGCUUGUUCGACCGGAUUCUUUUCAUGGCCGAAGGGAGAAUUGCGUUCAUGGGAAAAGCUGAUUUCGCCAUUUCCUUCUUUCAGGGGGUGGGUUACGAAUGUCCGCCUAACUAUAACCCGGGAGACUUCUUCAUCAAAACACUCGCUGUCGUCCCGGGAGAGGAGGAUGAAUGUCGACGACGGGUGGCCCGGAUCUGCGACGCGUUCAGAGACUCAGAAGAAGGGAGGGCGAUGGAGAAGGAAGUGGAGCUGCAACGGGUCGAUGGAACCUGGAAUGACCCGGGAGAGUUCAAGAGGAAUGUGAGGUCCAAGGGAUCCUGGUUCGCCCAGUUUCGCACCAUCCUCGCUCGUUCCUGGACUGCCAACCUUCGAGAGCCCUUGCACAUCAAACUUCGGAUCUUACAGACAGUGGCAGUGGCCGUGAUGCUGGGGAUUUUAUACCUGAGGCAAGAUCUCACGGCCGAAGGGGUCAUGAACAUCAACGGCGCGCUCUUCCUCUUCCUUAUGAUUUCCACCUACCAGAAUUUCUUGCCUGUGAUCUACGUGUUUUGCGAAGACCUGCCUAUCUUCCUACGGGAGCAGCGGAGUGGACUGUACCGAGCAGACGCCUAUUACCUUGGGAAGACGACGGCCGAGCUGCCGUUCUUCGUCGUCUUCCCGGCCGCGUUCACGGCGAUCGCGUAUUAUUUGAUCGGGCUCGACCCGGAGCGGUUCCUCGUCUGCUUGCUCGUCAUGGUGGCAGUCGCGAAUGUGUGCUGCUCCUUCGGUUACAUGAUGUCGUGCAUCGCCUCUUCCGUGGAAAUGGUUUUGGCCUUGGCUCCGUCCAUCAUGAUGCCGAUCAUGAUGCUCAGCGGCUUUUUCCUCAACAAUGACUCGGUCCCCUCGUACUUAAUAUGGGUGAAGUACAUCUCGUGGUUCUACUACGGGAACGAGAUCCUCAUGAUCAACCAAUGGAAAGGCGUGGAAAAGAUCGAGUGCGGGGAAUCCUUCGCGUGUCCUCGAAAUGGAGACGAAGUCAUUGCCUCCCUUAACUUCGACAAGGAUAAUGAACUGCGGGACUGGCUGAUGCUGUUGGUCCUGAUGAUGGCGUUUCGGAUCAUCGGCGUUCUGGUCCUCCACAUCAGGGCCUCUCGACGGAAGUGAGAUCAAAAGGCCACUUUUCGCAAAAUCCGUUAAAGAAUUGCAGAGGAGUCUCUGGAGAGCGUGAUGGCGAAUGUCGCGUUCCUCGCCUGCUUUGGGUUUUUUUUUUGUCGAGGUCUUCCGAGGACGGGCGGGACGAGUGCAUAUUCAUAUU